AACCAAAGAAGUUGCAUAUGGCAACAUGAUAUAAUGAAGUAGAACUUACGAGGUUUUGAAUAUUAUAUGAUAAAGAAAAUCAUAGUACUCCAUUGACGGUAUUGGUUCUGCUUGAUGAUUCAUAAUAAUUGUGCUGUGUUUUUUGUUUUUUUAUAAUUUGAUUGACUAAAGUGAUAAUUUGUGUUAUUUGUUUGUGAAGUGGUGACAAUAUCAUGUUUUACAAUAUGACAUAAAGGAUUGAAACAUUUUAGAAGAUAACUACUGGUCAUAAAUGAAAUCGAAUGAAGAUCCUAAUUAUUUAUGUGUUUAUAUAUGUAAGAUUUUGAGGAAACCGAACAUAGGAAACACGAUGCUGCCAUUUAAACUAUGUUAAAUUUGUGUCAGCUACCUGCGCUGGUGAACAAUUAAAUUAUGUUCCGAUUUUCGCCAUUCAAAAACGAAUUUCCUUUUUUUUAAUAAGUAUUUUUUAUUUACUGUUGUAAAUUUGAAAUUUUUAAUAAAAAAAAUUGUUUUUCACUACAACAGUAAUAAAACGCAGAUACACAGAAAGUCCGAAAAGGCUUACAACCCCCCCUCCCCCAGAUAGCAGUAAUUUGAUCAGAACACUAAUGUUAUGAACUGUCGAAGUAUUUGUCAUCUGUAUUACUCGUAAAAGUUAAACUGAGUAAAUUAUCCAUCAUCUAUACGAUAGAAAAAACGAAGACUUUUUUUGGUUAUAAUGAUAUCUUCAAAUAUUCCUUUAGUGAUAUGUGAUGGUUGUUUACUUUUUAUUGAGAAAAUCGAUGAAUUUUUGGAGACUGUUUACAAAUCAGAAAUAGUUUUAAGUAGUCUAUAUAACAGUACCACAAAUGUUUCAAGCAGUUCGGAUUUAUCAAAUAGCAACAAUGAUAUCAAUUAUACAGAAGAAAUAAAAAAUUCAAAAAAUGGCAUUACUAAUAAAAUAUCUCAAGAGGUGGUUGAACAUGAUGAAUCAAUUUCAGAAACACGUGAAAUUAAAGAGAAGAAUGUUUUCCAAUGUAUAAAAGAAAAUCAGUUAUAUACAUGUGAAAUUUGUUCAGAGAAGUUUGAUGAUUUUUUCAAUUAUCAAGACCAUCAAGAAACUCAUAACGGACAAUUUGUAUUUCAUUGUUCCAAAUGUAACAAGGUAUUUUCAAGUAGGAGUGAAAUUGUUCAGCAUGAAAAUAAUCACAAAGUCUCUUGUGUUAUUUGUCGGACUGAAGUUUUGCCCAAAAGUUUGGAUGCCCAUAUGAUAAAACAUACAGAUAUUUUUAAAUGUAGCUCAUGUGGCUCGAGACAUUCAUCACGAGCUGCUUUAGAAAAUCACUUUAAAGCUCGACACGCUGGUCUUAAAGGAUAUAUCUGUUAUAUGUGUGGAAAACAAAACAGUUGUCAAGCCUCUAUGAAUCGUCAUCUUGCAACUCAUCUUCAAAUUCGACCGUUCAAGUGUAAAAUGUGCAAUUUUGCUACAAAAUCUAAAACUAUUUUGAGUGUACACGUAUCUAGGAAACAUUCAAAUGAAAAAUGUAAUUGUGAAAUAUGUGGAAAAUUAUUUAAAUCCAAGUUCAGCUUAAAACAGCAUAAGAAAAGGAUACACUCUCCCAAAAAGUUUGUUUGCAAACAAUGCGGAAAGUCUUUUAGCGAAAAAUUCAAUUGGAAUCAACAUAUGAUUAAAAAACAUUCAAAAGAAAGAGUCUAUGAAUGUAGAGUAUGUCAUCAAGAAUUUUUCACUUCUAAUAAUUUAAAAAAUCAUAUGCAUGUUCAUAGAACCGGUUGUGUAAAUUGUUUCAAAUGUGGUAAAGUGUUUAUAUAUAAAAAAUAUUUGGAAAAACAUUUGAUGAAAUGUCAGGGUGUAAAAAUCAAAACUGAAACUGUUAAUGUUACUAUUGUUUAAUAAAUGAAUAAUAAGAA
Messenger RNA from Diorhabda sublineata, 1908 nucleotides. RefSeq names its product zinc finger protein OZF-like. NCBI's taxonomy places the organism in Eukaryota, Metazoa, Arthropoda, Insecta, Coleoptera, Chrysomelidae. Gene Ontology annotation, biological process: regulation of transcription by RNA polymerase II. Bases 719 to 1891 code for a protein of 390 amino acids. The record is from RefSeq and is a predicted model, not a curated record. Gene Ontology annotation, molecular function: zinc ion binding; RNA polymerase II cis-regulatory region sequence-specific DNA binding; DNA-binding transcription activator activity, RNA polymerase II-specific. The transcript is spliced from 7 exons. Gene Ontology annotation, cellular component: nucleus.